Messenger RNA from Oppia nitens, 899 nucleotides. RefSeq lists its product as uncharacterized. Lineage: Eukaryota; Metazoa; Arthropoda; Arachnida; Sarcoptiformes; Oppiidae. The transcript is spliced from 4 exons. The record is from RefSeq and is a predicted model, not a curated record. Bases 57 to 770 code for a protein of 237 amino acids.
UAUAAAUAUCUACUUACUUAUUAAUUACUACAUACAAUAUAAACUAUAAUUUAAAAAUGRAAAUUAAUUACAUUUUAUCAAUWUUMUUAUCAUUAGCUGCAGUAUCUCAACAGCAAAAAUGUACCAAGGAUGGUUUCAAUAACUUUGACAUCAAAAUGGCUUCAUUGGCCACCAUUGGUGACGAUGUCCGCAAGUUUCCUGAAAAUGUCGCUCAAAUGAACRUCUGGUGCGAUGAAACUAGAAAACUGUUAAAUGAAAUAGAUGCUUUUAAAAAUAAAUGCCUAAAAAAGCUAAACAAACAACUGUUAGGUAUAUUUACGUAUGGUUUUAAAAAUACAGUCAAAUCGUAUUGUAAAAGAGGUUCGCGUAARACAAGCAAUUGGUUGGAUAGUUCACCAUGCUACAAUCUAAAUAAAGCACAGGUAGAUAAAUGUUAUAAUAAUUUUAUUGAUCAAAUAUUGGGAUCACAAAAUGCUAUCGACAAACACAAAAUACCACACUUUUGUUGUUCAUAUUAUCGAUUGUUUGACUGUUGGGAGCAAACAGUAUCGGCACAGAAGGGUUGCAAUGAAUCAAAAGUCAAUGUAAUGAAUGAAUUCAUCCGAUCGGCGACUGAUGUUGUUAUGCCCGUCAUAUGCGGCGGAUAUCCCGAAGAGUCGGACAAAUGUCCAAAAUUGGGUUUGCCACCAAAGAAAAAGUCAUCACAACAACGGACCAAAUCGUUUGGUGUCCCUGUUAUCGAUUUGUUGGCAUCAUUUGAAGCGGUCUAACAUAGAUUUACCACAAAUUAAUCAUUAAUAGCAUUUAAUCGGCUUUUUAUUGUUUAGGUAUAACCUAAACAAAUAAAUACAUUAUAAAAUCAUAUUUACUACAACUGUAUAAUUAAUAAUAUUAUAAUA